Polyodon spathula (Mississippi paddlefish) is the source of this 3109-nucleotide messenger RNA. RefSeq names its product nuclear receptor-binding factor 2-like. Lineage: Eukaryota; Metazoa; Chordata; Actinopteri; Acipenseriformes; Polyodontidae. Bases 157 to 1038 code for a protein of 293 amino acids. Gene Ontology annotation, biological process: autophagy. The record is from RefSeq and is a predicted model, not a curated record. The transcript is spliced from 4 exons.
CGUCGCUAUGACGUCACCGCGCGGUGUGCUGCUCGGUGUUUAUGGCUGUAAUCCUGUAUUAUGAAGCUGAUCGUCUCCAUGGCGUAACUGGCAGGCACAGAUGACCAUCUCCAGGGCAAAGGUGUGCCUCCCAGGCGUGUAGACUGUAUAAAACCGAUGGAGGUGAUGGAAAGUCCUCUGAAUCUCGCUCAUCAGCAGAGCAGGAAGGCAGACCGGUUGUUGGCAGCUGGGAAGUAUGAAGAAGCUAUCGCUUGCCAUAGGAAAGCUGAAGAUUUGCUUAGUGAAGCCAUGAAGCCAACGCAGUCUGAGCAGGCUCACCUGUCGCUGGAAUUACAAAGGGACAGUCAUAUCAGACAGCAGCGACUGAUUGAAGAGAAGUGGAAACAGGCCAAAAGAGAAGGGAAGAGAGUCCAUAAUCACAGCCUAACCCCAGCAGACAGAGAUGUAGCUGCAUAUCCCAUGAAUUCUCCAAAACCUUCCUUGACAGAAACAGACAGUGGCCACAAAGCCCUGGGCUCAGCUCUGGAGCGGUUUGGACCUGUGGAGCGUGAAUAUGACACUUGGCUGUACUUACUCAAGAACAAAGGGGCUGCUUUGGAGACCUGCACAGGGAGCAAAGCCCUCAAGGAUGACAAGACUAGACUAGAAGAACAAGAGACUGCCAUCGCCGACCUGAAAAAGCUGGUGGACUUCCUUCUAGCUGAAAAUGAGAAAGUUACACAGGAGAACCAGCAGCUCAAAGCUGAAAAUGCAAGGCUGAAAAAAGCCUCGCUAGAGAAGGAGCCCUAUGCAGAUGCUGACUUUGUAGAGAAAUCUGAGCUGUGGGGACUGCCUCAGCCCUCUGACGAUAGGAAGGCAAAGGACAUUCCAAUACCUAAUCUUCCUCCUUUAGAAAUGCCCACUCAAGACAUUUCACUGGAUGAUCUCCCUGCUUUAGAGCUUCCGGAAGACAUUCAGGCUGAACUUCAAGAGCUAAUGAACAUGAAGAGUGCCAGGGACAAAGAAAGGGAGUUUGGCGCUCACAAGGCUGGUAUAUGAGGAAAAAAAAAACAAACCCAUUGCAGGAUGCGUUCAGUGGCUACCCUGCAGAUAGUGUGACACUGUCGAGCAUUAUUUUUUACAGUACUCCAGUAAUUUAAUACUCUAUAAUUUACUGCAGCUGUACUUGUUAAAAUCUUAGAGGGAUCUGUGCCUUUGCUAAAAGAAAUGUGCUUGUGUGGCUGUCUUGUAGUGUCCUAAAAUUUGAAAUAAAAAUAAAAGAAAUCUCCAGCUUCUGAAGAAUCGUAGAUGUGAAUUCCAAGCUGACAUUCCAUCAGACUUGCACUGGGUGAAACCUGGAAUCGCAUUAUACCCUUGUCCUGUGAAAGUGUAGUUCCCUACUAAUGUUCUAAGAAAAUGAAAAGGUGUGCCAUUCGUACACAAAGGUUUAUGUGCAUGUUUGGGGAGCAGAAGUAGAAGGGUUGUGGGUGGGGGUAGUAAAAGAAGAGUUUCUGUUUCUGAUAUAUUCCUUUUAUUACUUUCUAAAUAUAUUGGUUGCUACAUUUACACAAAUGGAACAGUGACUGAGAUCAGUUAUGCCACAUAAUUAAAUGGGGUAACUGGAAUUUGCAGUAAGCCCCUAUGUGACGCUGAGCUAUAGUAAUCUCUUAAUGGCCUGGCUCAUAUUCAUGAGGUGGUCUUGCGUUGGUCUAAAUAAACAGUUUGAGAUCCCAACAUCUAACUUGAUGUACUGUAAUUUAAAUUAAUCUCUUAUAAAAUAUUCUAAUAACCCAUGCUGCAAUAAAAGCCCUUUUAUACUGUGAUAUGUAAAAGUUGCCUUCGGCCCUUUGAAUGCCUAGUUUAAACUAUAGAAGCAUAGUAGCAUUCUUUACUUUCAAAUCAUAAUUUGUAUUCCCAGCUGAGGAUUCUUCUCCCCAGCUAAACGAUGUUGUGGAGCUGGUCGUCCGUUAUGUCACGCUUAAGAGUUUUGCUAGCGAAUUCAGAUAACCUUUUAUUCAGUUGUAAAAAUUGCUAGUAGCACUCUUUAGUAAUUUAUACGUUUAUUGAUCGUGUCAGAAUAUUUGGGUAAAUGAAGGCUGUAUGUCUGCAUGUCACAUUUUUACAUAUAUCAAGUGCAUAUUCAGUUGUUAUGACACUUGGUUUGGACAUUAUUUUGCACAAGUAGCACGAACUGCAUGUGAAGGUGUAACAUUUUUACAUUUGCAUUGCAUACAGUUGAUGUACAGUAGGUGAAGGUGAUCCACUUUUUGAUGUUACUGAGGGCUCUGAUUUUGUAUUUGCAGCUACGGUGGGGUUGUGAUAACAAUAGUGAAUCCUGUAGCAUUGGUGAAAAUGUAGCUAAGAUCAAUAGCAGCCUUUCUGUCAAUACUGCAAGUUACUGGCUUAUAUGAAAGGUGUAUCCAGUACCUCAUCAUGUGAUUUUUUUUUUUUAUAUAUAUAUAAUUUUUGUGGUCACUAAGUUAAUUUGUACUGUAAUCAGUCAGCUACUGCACACACAAGUUAUGUUUUAUACCAGACAAACCUACUUUUUCAGGUAACUGCAUUUUAAUAUGCAGAAUCAUCCAGAAGUAAAACUAUAUCAGGGUGCAUUUCUAAUUUUAAGCACUAACCUUGGAGUGCUCAGUUUGUGCCAUGUAUUUGAGCUCUUAAUGUGAUGCAAGUUAUUGAGCCAGUUGUAUGAAUGGCUUAUAUUUGUUUUAUAAAGAGGGAACCAAAUCAGCAAUGUUUUUAUGAUUGGUUUACAUAACAAAGUAAUCAGGGUACAACAGAUAUAUAUUUUUUUGUAUUAUUGCUUGAUGUUGAUGCAUGAAUGAAUAAAUGCUAGUUGUAAGUAUAUGAUCUUUAAGAAUACAAUAAAGACAAUUUAUUUAAAGACUGUUCAAUUCAUUUUAAUCUUUCUUUAGGGAGUCUGAAGUAGCUAUACACAGGUGUGUGGGAUAUUUUAUAAGAGAUCAUCUCAUGCAGUUUAAGCACUUCUGGCUGCUCAAACUGGUAAAUAGGACUUGCUAUUUGGAAUGCCAAAUUUUACAUUCCACUUUGUUUUUUCCUGAUGUAUGACUGUCAAUAUAGAAUCGCUAUUUGAAUAGGUUCCAGCCCUGUACGCUAGUCA